AUGCAAAAAGAAAAUUUGAAAAAUGAGAAAAUCCUUCUUGUUGAAACGACAAAUGAAGGUAUUCUUCGUGCUAUUCUAUCUCUAUUUAAAAAAACAAAAAAUUCAGUGCACAUUCGUCAUCUUUUCUAUUGUACAACACGAACAAACUGGAUACAAAUUCGCGGAUUUAUCUAUCGUUGUUUCUAUUCACAAUCAUUUCAUCAACUGAUUCGACCUGAAAUUCUUUCACAAUCUGUUCAAGAUCAAUUUGCUCGUUUACUACGUUCACUAAUUGAAGAUAAAUCUGAUCAAAAUUUUAGGAUCGGUAUUAUUAUAGCAACUACCAUUAGGAAUCAACAUCUUAUUAAUGGACUUCGAUCGAUGCGCAUUGUCGAUAUUCUACACAUGAAUAAAAAUUGUAUACUUGUUACAUCAAGAAUACCUGGUCUAGGAAAAUCGACUAUUAUUCGUCAGACAAUAAAAAAAUCAAAUAAAAAAGAUGUGAAAUUUCCAAUCUAUGGUGAUUUUGAUGUUGAUACAUUGGCUGAACGACUUCGUUCGAAAUAUUCUCAACUUCAAACAGGAGCCAUUCAUCUUGAUAUUGGCACGACUGCUAAUAGACAACAAUUGAAUGAAAUUCUUUAUUGUUUACUACUUUUUCGAAAUUUUCGUUUUGGAUACGUGACUGUUUCAGUACCGGCCGAGACAAUUGUGUAUAUUGAACUUGAUGCAUCACCUGAUGCAACUCUUAAUGAAUUACCAUUGUUUCAACAUAUAACUCCAUCGAUAAUUGUCGAAAAAGUCGAUUGGACGAGUCUUAAUAUAGGAAAUAAAGAAAUUCAAGCUGUAGCAAAUUAUUUGAAAGCUAUCCACACUAAAGCACUUAUGAAACAGGAUGUCAAUCCAUCAAUGUUCCAAAAUUUGGAUGUAAAAACAUGUUCUCGUCUUAUACAAGGUCCAUUUCUUCCAAAAAAAGAUGAUAAUUACAUAGCAUCGACUCAAUUACCGAUUUUUGUUGCCGUAUUUCAUCGUUUAUUUACAGGUUUUUCACAUUGUAGUUAUUUCUUAGUUGGAUCAGUUCCGGAACCACAACUUCGUUUUGAUCGUGUUCAAAUACUUCUUGCAUCAUCAAAUCAAUUUACUUCACUCUCAGUUGAAGCUGUUCGUAAACAACAACGAUCAGCUGCCAGUGGCGAACCGACAACAUUCAGUGAUGCCAUUGUUCGAUGGGAUACAAUUCAACCGUUUACAUUAGUUUUCACGGUAAGUGAUGAACCACUCUUUGUCUACAAGAAACCGACCGAUGUACCUCAAGCACUUGUCAAAUAUUUCAAAUUUUGCUAUGACGCAUUAGGACAAAAUUCAAUGAUGCAAACUACAAUGUUUCCAAAUUAUAUCACCCUUGGGCAUGAUAAACUUUUUCUCAAAUUAGAUUCACUCUCACGUAAAUAUUUUAAAAAAUCAAUUUGUCCGAAAUGUUUUAGACAAUAUGAUUUUAAACAACAAAAAUGUGAUAAAUGUUUGAGCAAAGAUACUCUUAUUCUACCGAAAUCAUUCGAUCAUAAAGAUGUCGAACAAUUUCAAUUUGAUAUAGCAAAAAAACUUGAAACUGAUUAUGUUCUUACACGAGAUAAUUUUAUUAAAAUGCUUCUUAUUUAUAUGCGAAUACAAAGUGGUAUUCCUGUUUUGAUCAUGGGUGAAACAGGAUGUGGUAAAACAUCAUUAAUUCAAUUUUUAUGUCAAAAAGUUCUCGAUGAAGAUCUAGAAAUAUUUAGCAUUCAUGCUGGUGUCACAGCUGAUAUUAUUAUUAAUAAAAUGAACAAUUGCAUUCACAAAGUUCAAACAUAUACUAAUAAAGAAAAACGUUUAUGGAUCAUUUUCAAUGAAUUUAAUACGACACCAAAUAUUGGUCUUCUCAAAGAAAUUAUGUGCGAACGAACAUUACUCGGAGAAUCAUUGCCAGAUAAGAUGGUGUUUUUGGGUGCUUGUAAUCCUUGGCGACAGAAGACAACAAAAAUUCUUCGGAAUGAUAAUGUUUAUGUUGGCUUACGAAAAAAUCGUUAUGCAAUGGGUGUGGGUGUGGGGUGUGAAUUUAAAGGAAAGUAA
Messenger RNA from Rotaria sp. Silwood2, 2085 nucleotides. Lineage: Eukaryota; Metazoa; Rotifera; Eurotatoria; Philodinida; Philodinidae. The record is from the annotation of a GenBank genome assembly.